Messenger RNA from Caenorhabditis angaria, 1579 nucleotides. Lineage: Eukaryota; Metazoa; Nematoda; Chromadorea; Rhabditida; Rhabditidae. The record is from the annotation of a GenBank genome assembly.
AUGGCAGCCGAUGAAUCAUUAAUUGAUUCCUCAUCGCCACCGCCAUCCACCUCGAAUUUCACGUUUUUCGAGACGAAAGACGAUGUUUUUCUGUGCGAUUUUGAGAAAUUGGCGAUUGAUUGUGAUAGAGUUCAGGUUAGACUUAUGUUAAAAUUGAUAAAUGAGCUAGGAAAUUUGAGAAGUUCUAAUGAAAAUGGGACCUAACGAAGCCUUUUUUUUCGAAAAAGUCAAUUUUUGCAGCAACAAAAAGCUGUGCAGAAAAUGUCACCAACGGGUGGAAAUUACGAAUUGAGAACACCGAAAUAUAAGCAAGGAAGAUUCACACCGUAUUCAGUACCGAUUAAUAUGCGGUGAGUGGUUUUUUCUCAUUUUCAAAGAGCCUAUAUCGAAUGUUUUCAGAUGGCGCCGAUUGAGUUUGAGCAACUCUUCGAAUGACCCCGAAACUAUGUCGAAGGCGAUUUUGAAAGGAGAUGUUGAACCGUUGAAAUUGUGUCUUAUUGAUAGGUUUGUUGGGAUUUUUUGAGGGGAUUUUGGGCGUGGGAGAGGAAAAAUAUUGUAUUUUUUAUUCUUAAAUUCUAGAAAAAUCGAAUUUUUGAACAAGUUUUUGAUUUAGAAGAAGAAAAAGAAAGUGAAAAAUUGCGAAUUUAUGUUUUCUUCCGAACCUGGAGGCUGAGCAAUUCAAAAAAUCUGAUUGCUCAUGUUAAUCCAUAAAAUUGAGCUAUAUUAAAAAUCGGAAAAUUGAAGUGGCUCCAAAAAAUACGAUUGCUCAUAUUAAUUGAAGCCUGAAUUCUGGAGAAAUUCAGGUUUUUUUCAAUUUUCCAAUUUUCGAAGAGGAAAUUGAGCUUCUGAAAAAGAAUUCUGUAAUUAUGAGAAAAAAAUUCCGAAAUUUUUACGUUUCAAAAUUUUGACAAAUUUUUUAUAUUUAAUCUCAUGUGUUUUUCGGAGUUUUGAUACAAACUAUAAAUCAAUAAAAUUCUAUUUUCAAAAAAAAAAUCACUGUUUCAAAAUUUCAAAACUUAUUUUUCUCUAGACUUGUGUAAAAUACAAAAUUUCAAAGAAAACCUGGAAAUCUAGAGAUUUUUCAAGAAAAAAACUUGAAAUUUUGCCUGGGAACAUUCUAAAGAUUUUCUAGAAUUCACAAGAAUCUGUGAAAUUCCAGAGUUUUUUUCAAUUUGAAAAAUUUUUCGUACUGAAUUUUCAAAAUUAAAUUUAGAUUCAGGAAAAAUCGCGUGUCGCUCAAAUAUAGCUUCUUGGAUAGAAAAAACUUGAAAUUAAAAUUUCAAGUCAAAAUUGCAGAUAAGGUAUUCAAAAAUUAGAAGCCCAAAUUUUGAAACAUCAGAACUUCGGAAAAUUUCACAAAAAAAAAUGUAUUUUUUCAAGUUCACGCUUUCAUUCCCCCAAAAAAUCUCCAAAAUCCUAAAUCUUUUGCAGAAAAGAUCUCACAAAUGCUCCAUGCAGUGUUCAAGCAGCUCGUCCUCCAUCUCCAGACGAAGACGUCGACGAGUUAUCCGAGUAUUUUGCUCAUUUUGUACGUGUCGAAUCAAAAAUGUCGGCUUUAGCCGAAUCAAUGUAUGUUUGA